AGGUGACUGCCAGGUACCGAACAUCAAACCCACCUUUUACCUCACCUUCCUGCUUUCUUAGCCACCUUACUGUAUCACAACCGACGUCGUUUUAACGUUUGAUCGUUUCAUCUUUCAAACAACUUUACAAUCUUUCUUUUAUCCAUUAGAAAUUUCUAUAUUCUCUGUUCCUCGCCCUUCGUUCGAUUGAAAUCCGUCUAGCUCCAACCAUGUCUUUUGAUCAGCUAUCUUCCAUAGAAUCCGGCAGCGGGGGAGGUCGUCGCCAGAACAAUGGCGCCUACUCGGAUGAUCCGGAGUUCUCUCGAUUGUCGCAAGGACUCAUGAACACGCUUUUCCAUAUCCAGGGCAACAUCUCGAAGCUUAAGUCGGAUAUUAGUCUUCUCGGCACACGACGGGAUAAUCCUAGAUUGCGAGAGAGGGUUCACGCUACGAUUGAAGAGUCUACAACGAAGUUCAAGGAGGUUGGUGAAGGUAUCAAGAAGAUUCAGACAUGGGAAGAGCCUACGCCUACCCAAAAGUAUUCUCAGCAAAAGUUGUCGCGCGAGUUCAAGACAGCUCUCGGAGAAUUCCAAUCCCUUCAGCGUACCGCCCUCGAAAAACAGCGAGCCUCCGUUACCGCAGCAAAAGCCGCACUCGAUCACGAAGGAACCGAAGGUGCCCCAACCGGAAUCGAAGGCGAGCAGCUACAGCUUCAGCAACAGGAACAGGUCCACCUAGCUGCACAAGACGAAGUUGAUUUCCAGGAGGCCUUGAUCACCGAGCGAGAAGAGGAGAUCCGUCAAAUCGAGGAAGGCGUUGGCGAUCUCAACGUCUUGUUCCAACAGGUGGCGCAAAUCGUUAGUGAGCAAGGAGAGGUAUUGGAGACGAUUGAGAGCAAUGCUAUUAAUGUGCGCGAUGAUACCCGGGGUGCUGAUUACGAGUUGAGGAGUGCUGCAAGGUAUCAGAAGAACGCACGGAGCAAGGCCUGCUGUCUGCUCGUAGUUUUAGCUAUCAUCAUGGCUAUCGUUCUGCUGGCUGUAUUCCUUGGAUAGGUCGAGUUUUCAAGUUCGAGUAGGACGUGAGCGGUAUUUUGGGCGUUAUGGAGUUAUUGUGGAUAUAUCCACACGUUUGACUGGGUUGGUAUAUGGAAAUUCGCUGUCUAUAAUCGAUCGGCUAUCCUUUUGUUCUGAGGUUUUCAACAUAUAUUUUUCGACUGUGCCACUUUAAAGACCAGACGGAAGACCGUAC
Molecule: messenger RNA, 1227 nt
Organism: Annulohypoxylon maeteangense
Lineage: Eukaryota; Fungi; Ascomycota; Sordariomycetes; Xylariales; Hypoxylaceae
Product: t-SNARE
Exons: 2
Coding region: 210-1031 (273 amino acids)
Biological process (GO): Golgi to vacuole transport; intracellular protein transport; vesicle fusion
Cellular component (GO): membrane; SNARE complex; endomembrane system
Molecular function (GO): SNAP receptor activity; SNARE binding
Source: RefSeq, a predicted model, not a curated record